Molecule: messenger RNA, 1328 nt
Organism: Durusdinium trenchii
Lineage: Eukaryota; Dinophyceae; Suessiales; Symbiodiniaceae
Source: the annotation of a GenBank genome assembly
AGCAUUGGUUUGCUGGCGACAGCUCCUCCCAGCAGGGUUCGAAGCAUGGCACUCCCAACACCGAUUCUGGAGGAUUUGGAGUGGGCGUGGGAGGAGCUGGCUGCCUCUACCGAAACGAUGAUGCGGAUGCGGGAGGAAGAUCGCAAAUGCUUUGAAAGUCAAGGAUCCAAGUCAUUGGACAAGACCGCGCGCCUUGGGGCUGUACGUGCGGUGGGCGCAACCUGUUCGGACUCACAUUGGUCUAAGGCGGUUCUACUGCUGGAUCGCUACAGCUCAUAUUGCGCGAGCCUUCCGAAGCUGCCACUGACCUGUGCCGCGAUUGCAAGAAUCGUGGCGAAGUUGGAAAUCGGAGGACACUACGAAAGAGACCUCUUCCUGACUGAGAAUUCAGGAGGAUGGAUGGUGGCACAGGACUUUGCCACGUGGGUGGGCAUGACCUUCGGUUGCACCACCGAGGCAGAGAACCUGGGGAACCUCAAUGUGAUGCCACAAAACUCAGGGUUUCAGGAGAUCACCGACUCGACUUUGAGCAAGCAUGAAUUUGAGGUUCUGAAGGCUUUGGACUGGAAGGUUGAUUGGCCUUGCCUGGAACAGUGGCUUCACACGAUCUCAGCGCGCUUUAGCGUGCUCACAGGAGCCCAGAACAACGAGCAGCUUCAGAUGAUGAUGCGAUCGAUUCUGAUUUCGGCGCGCGCGAUUCUUACGACUGAAGCUCCGCACAAACUCAGCCAUGGAGAUUUGGCCAUGGGCCUCUUUGGCGCGCACGUGCUGCUGGAGCCGCUGAUGGGGACGCCAGAUGAGCUGGGGGAAGCUGGCAGAAGUGCAGCGACCUGUCCCGAAUGGUCGAAGUUGUUCAUAGCUCUCAAGCCUGGAGGAAAUGCCGAUCGUGCAUCCAGUGAGGCGUCAUCCCGGCUCCUUGAUGCAACAAAUGAGGCACAGCAAGAUGAGAAGGAGAUUGGCAAGAACGUGCAACAUGCUGUUCGAGAAUUGCAAGAUGCUUUUCGUUCGAUGCCAAUGGUCACAUGAAGGACAGAUCGGAUAGUUGGGGCACCAGGCACCAGGCAAAGUGCCUCACCGGUUGCCUGCAGGACAGAUCGGAUAGUGGGGGCACUUGCAUGGCCGGUCACCUGCAGGACAGAUCGGAUAGUGGGGGCACCAUGCCCCACCGGUCUGCAACAUGAGUGCAGUCGAUUUUUGCUCGAUUGCCUUUCGCUGCCAAUUCAUUUAAUAUCUUGUCAAGCUGCUGGUUGAGAACAUUCAGCAAGGCAGCUGCUGACAUGCGGACUUGCGGGGUAUACGAUCGUACAUGUGAUAUACCUGGCUUUUGC